AUGGCAAAGGUCAUGUUGUACGAGGAACCCUCAGAGGUCAGCGGAUUGUCAAAGUGGUCCAGGUUUACGGGAAGGAGGUUGUCACUGAACAAGUGCAGUGGGGAGUGGGGGCUUAACAGUGCAGCUGUUCUCAUGGGCAUUCACCCAAGAAGCUUUGGUGAAUGGGUGAAUUUGGCGAAUUGCCUGAGAGGUGGUGAGAGCCUGCCAGGGUCAAGCCUUGGGACCUACCACACUGCUUACCUAGCUUGUGGGAAGCAGUCCUCACUUCCUGUGUACAGAGAGCCAGUGCCUCUCCCCUGCUCCUCACACUUCUCCCCUGCUCAUCACUCCUCUCCCCUCUCCCCUGCUCGUCGCUCCUCUCCCCUCUCCCCUGCUCGUCACUCCUCUCCCCUCUCCCCUGCUCAUCACUCCUCUCCCCUCUCCCCUCUCCCCUGCUCAUCACUCCUCUCCCCUGCUUUCCAGGAGGACCAGCCCAUCUACUUGGCGGUGAAGGGAGUGGUCUUUGAUGUCACCUCUGGAAAGGAGUUUUAUGGUCGAGGAGCCCCCUAUAAUGCCUUGACCGGGAAGGACGCCACCAGAGGUGUGGCCAAGAUGUCACUGGAUCCUGCAGACCUCACUCAUGACACUACGGGUCUCACAGCUAAGGAGCUGGAGGCCCUGGAUGACGUCUUCAGCAAGGUGUACAAAGCCAAGUACCCCAUUGUUGGCUACACAGCCCGCAGGAUCCUCCACGAGGAUGGCAGCCCCAACCUGGACUUCAAGCCUGAAGACCAACCCCACUUUGACAUAAAGGAUGAGUUCUGACGUCUAGCUGCAAAGGGCUGGUUCUGGGGUGAGGUGAGGGGUGGGACAGGGGUUAAGUGUCCCGUGGAACAAUCUGGGGAAGCCCCCCUGGGGUCACCUGCAUCUGAAUAAAGCUGACGUUUAACUGGGA
Messenger RNA from Cricetulus griseus (Chinese hamster), 934 nucleotides. The record is from RefSeq and is a predicted model, not a curated record. NCBI's taxonomy places the organism in Eukaryota, Metazoa, Chordata, Mammalia, Rodentia, Cricetidae.